AUGGCACAGCCGUCGCAUUGCCGUUCAAAGGGGAUUGGGGGGAAGGUGGGGACGGAGGGAAGCGACAGUACGAGCGCUCUGACAGCGAACAAGGUGGGCGCGCUGUUCGUGUUCCUGGGGUCGAGCUUCCUGGGAGUGUUCGUGCCGUACUUCAUUCCCGUGCGACAGAACAUCCUCAAGUUCGACGUGCUCUUCACCACGGGGCUGUUCAUCGGCAUGUCGCUGCUCUACCUCAUGCCGGAAACCGAAGAGCUCUUCGCCGACCUCACCACAAACAUUACGUCCCACCUCUCCACCUCUCUUACUGGUAGUAGUAAACAGACAGACGCUGUCUGGAGUUCCAUCUCCCAGUACCCGCUGGCGUACCUGGUGGUGGUGAUGGGCGUCUUCCUCACGUGGCUCUGUGACCUCAUUGUCAAGACCGAAUCCGAUCCAACGGUGGUUGCUGUCCUCGGCGUGGGCCAAAAGGCCGCCACAGAGGGCGACACUGAAGGCGGCAGCGGCAGCACGCCAGCAGACUACAACGUGCUGAGCUUCGUGGACGUGGCGCUCAUCCUCUUCGCCCUCUGCUUCCACGCCGUCUUUGAAGGGCUUGCCGUGGGCCUCGCCACUACGGUCUAUGAUGUCUGGCAAAUGGCCUCCUCCAUUGCCGUCAAUGAGGGCCGCCACGUCAGACAGCCAAGCGACGACGGCGACGCGACACGUGGCACCGUCGUGUCCGUCCAGCUCGGAUGUCAUCAGAUCCGGACUCGGUCCAAGGCAGGUCCGUCGCCCAAGUGGCUGCAGGACUUCAAGCUUCCUGUGGAGGCCGCGCUGCUCUUCUUGUGCCACCAGCACGGCCCCGCGAAGCAGCACGACCCCGUGAAGCAGCAGCAGCAGCAGCAGCAGGAUGGGAAGAGCCAUGAGCACGAGCAGCAACAGGAGGGGAAGCAUGAGCAGCAGAAGAAGGCAACGAAUGAAGACCCCGCAAGCGGUGGUCCAUCUCUCAUUGUGAGCCAUCCCCUUCCCCUUAUUGUCCUCCCUUCCCUCCGACUCUUCAUCCUCUCUCCCACCUUCCAUGCUUCUUCACUCCCCAUCGUUCCCGUUUAA
Messenger RNA from Closterium sp. NIES-65, 1089 nucleotides. NCBI's taxonomy places the organism in Eukaryota, Viridiplantae, Streptophyta, Zygnematophyceae, Desmidiales, Closteriaceae. The record is from the annotation of a GenBank genome assembly.